This is a messenger RNA of Rhincodon typus (whale shark), 1782 nucleotides long. RefSeq names its product c19h1orf109 homolog (H. sapiens) (gene airim). NCBI's taxonomy places the organism in Eukaryota, Metazoa, Chordata, Chondrichthyes, Orectolobiformes, Rhincodontidae. Gene Ontology annotation, cellular component: cytoplasm; nucleus. The record is from RefSeq and is a predicted model, not a curated record. The transcript is spliced from 5 exons. Bases 159 to 812 code for a protein of 217 amino acids.
GCAGCGUGGCUGGCCCAGAACCUAUCCAAUCGCCCAUCAUAGUGGGAUGUCACUUCACAGAGCAACCGUCCAAAAUUCAACUUUCAGCAAAUAAAUCAUUUUUAAACUCCAAGGAGGAAAAGAUCAUGAAAAUAAGCAUGUUAUUGUAGCAGAAAGUCAUGGCUCAGAGUCAAGCCUUGCUGGCUGUUCAUCAAGUUCUGGAGAAAUGUUUCCACGUUAUUGAGCAGCAACAAAAUUUGUGGGAAAGUACACUGACGGAAUGUAUCCCAAUCCUGAGUUCGCUGAGUAACUUGGCAGAGCAACUGCAAGCGUGCAACAAAGUUGUGUUUAUGAAUACCCCCUUUCGAGUGUUCCCUGAUUUACAAUGCCGUCUGAAAUACAAACUCACUCAGGCUAUCGAAAUCAAUUUGGAAAACCUUGGUGAGAAAAUGAGUGCCUUGAAAAAGGUGCGGGACACAGUGACUAACCAAGUGACAGCAUGCUUCCAAAUGUAUGAGAAACAGGCUAACACCAUUGGGUUGACUGCCGUUCUAGAGCGCACAUGUCUCUGUCCUUCUGCAGCAGAUAUGCUGGAGUGGCUUCAGGAUGUCCAGCGGUUUUACAGAAGGCAAUAUCUGUCCAGAAAACUCUUACUUCACAAUAUUGGUCCUGCUAAUCUACCAAAUCUUCAGGCUCUCCCUCAAUCCUGGAGCAGUGUGUCGGAGCAGGUGGAUCAGGACUUGGUUCCAGAUACUUUACUGAAAGUGACAUACUUCAUGGAAAUUUGCCACAGCUCCUUGAAUGGCCCUUCACUGGAACUGUCAGGAGUUUGAUUUCUACUUGAAGCUAUUUGAUCUGAUGAAAGUGGUGGUUCACUACAUCCUGAUGUGGAAUGUAGUUCAGGGGUAAAAUCACCUACCCCUUGCAUACUACGAAUGCAGCCUAACUAGGUCUCAAGUGUAGACUAAUUGGUAUUUCUACUUCAUUUUUAUUUAGAUGCAUCCUUUUUGAACUAAAGUGCAGAUGCAGUCCUGUUCUAACGUUGGAGCUGCAGCAAAAAUCUGUCCAUGGUUUCCAACUGGAAGUUUUGUAUUUCAGUCAUACACUUCCACAGAAAGUGAGUGAAUAAUAGAAUGGGAAAUUAUCUCACGUACUGCUACUUUCAAAAUAAAGAGUUGGUGACUGCGUUUCCACAUCUUGCAAAGGCCCAGGAGUUUCUGGUGGAGUAGGGAAUGCAGGUGGGAAGGAAGGGGAAGAGUGAGUGGGGUGAAGGGGAGGGAGUGUUAAGGUCAAGUUGGACUGGAACACUUGACUGUUGCUUGAGACACUGACUCAUUCAGAAAUAUGCUGUGGACGUUGGCUUUGUUAAUGGUGCAUACAGCUGAGGCACCCACCUGAGGAGAAGUGAAUGUCUCCGAUGUGGCAUGUUACCACAGUAUAAAGGGAUCCUGGUAGCCUGAGAUUCUGUUUCUUUAUGGCACCAAUUUUGACAGUGCAACUGUUUGGUUUCUGGUGGGUUGGGUGGGGCUGCAAAGGGAGAGAAUCCUCUGUGGCUUCAGACCCUGAAGCACCCCCUCCCCAAGACAUCUUCAGUCCUAACCGUCACCACCACCACCAUCGCAACUUGGAAAACCUGACCUUAGACAAUUGGAGGCAGGGCCUCUCACCUGCUGGAGAUGACCAGUACAACAUGAAUUUCACAGAAAUUCUUAUGUAGUGCAGGAUACCUGCAAUUCAAUUAAGAGCUUUGAACAGCUUUGCAAGCUAGUCCUGCAGUAAAAUAAACUAAUUUAUGGCUGAAAA